UAUGAGUUGUGUUCUGUUUUAGUGUUUUUUAUAUUACUGUAUCUUUUUAGAUUUAUGCAAGGUGUCUUAUGAGGAUAUUAAGGAUGUUGUGAAAGGAAAUGAACUAAAUGGAAUUUUUAAUGGACAAGUAUAUAUAGAAAACGUUUUUUUGGCAGUUCUAUAACACUUAUAUAUAAAAUCUUUUUAUCAAUGUGUAUACUUUAAAAGUUUCAAAAAAUUUGUAAGGGAAGGGUCAGUUCAAAAACAGUCCAAAAAUUCUAACAUUUUCACAGAUGCUUGAAAUGUAGCUAUAUAAAUCAGAAAUUGAUUUCUACUGUUUUGUAAUUCUAAAUUAACAAUUUUCUAACCAAGAUCUUAUUAUAUUUGCGAAAUGUACAGAUCAAUUUUCAAAAAUAGUGUUGACAUUCAGCUUUUUCAAAUCUUGACCACAAUUGCAAAAUUAACUGACCUUCGGAUGAGGUAAUGUUUAAUUGUAUGUCUGUGUAAAUUUUAGAUAUACUCAGAACUACACGAACAGUAUAAGAAAGGUGGCAACAACAGAAGUAAAUAUAAUUUUGACUUUAGACUUAAGUUUGGACUACAGUCAAACUGUGUAUAAAAGACACUAAAUAUUUUUCAAACUAAUUAAAGAGUAUGCAGGUUAUUAUGCAAGUGUCUUAUUUUCAUUGAAAUUUCAGAAUAUUUAAAAGUGUUGAUUGACUUUUAAUGGCCAAGCCAAGUAUUAAAUGCAUAAUGGACAAAUAACUUUGACAGUACUGUAGCAGUAUUCAAUAUCAUUUGCGCCUAAAUCCAACAUGUUUUCAAUGCUAGAGAGUUUGGGAGUUGCAAUUUUUGAAGAUUUAGUAAGUCAAAAAAGAAUAGGAAGCAUUAUCAAGAUCACGAGUUCAACUUAUACAACGCAUAUUGACUAUGUAACAAAGGUUUUAAUAAAGGAAGCAGUUAUAUUAAUGUAUGCCAAAGUCAAAAAGAUAACUCGCUCAGAAGCAUUCCAGAUAUUACUUGCAUAUUUGAAAAAAUUAGAGAAAAGGGAUUUAGAGGAAAUUGACGAUAGUGCAACUACAUUUAAAGAAAUGGUUUUAAAUAGUUGCAAAAAGCGUCAAAGAUUCUUUGACAAACUGGAAUCGCGAGAUGAAAAGGAAAAUCUAGAUAGAUCACAGGAAAGUAUAGAGGUGACAGCAGAAGAAUUAAACGGGAGUAAAUACAACAAAGGGGAUAGUUCUAGAAGCCAAACGCAAAAUGAAGACUCUGGAGCCAACGAGGAAAAAGAAAUUGACGGUGUCAAUGUUAAGAAAGGAAAACGUCCCAUUAUAGUCCCUUUAAAGAAGGCUUUUAAAAGACAAUAUGCAAAAUGUAACAUUUUGGGUGUAGUGGUAGAUAAGAUAACUACAAAAGAAUUUCAUUCAGAAACAGAAUCUUUUCAAGAAGAGUGCCAGGGCUUGGGGAUGAUAAAGCUUCGUGACCAAACUAGUGAUGAAGUAGUUAAAAUCGAUGUCAUGGGCCAAAGAAUCUUGGCCGAAAUUUUUAUUGGUGACAUUAUAUUGAUCAAAAAUCUAUUUUUCAUCAAAGUAGAAGACGGUUAUGGUUGUUUAAAAGAUAAAUCUCUUAUAAUGAAAUUUUCCAAACUAGAGGAACCCUUUCCACAGGAAUGGUCACGUUUUGUACAAUUGAGGAAUUUAAGCAAGUUAUGUUCACUUGAGAUAGAAAAGGAUCCUGUUUGGGAGAAAGAGUAUACUCCUUCGGAGAAAAACUGUUGCAGUAUUUUAGACAUGGGUAUGUAUGUAUGUAGGGUAUGUAAUGUAUGCCUCUAGUAUUUUUCUAUACGUUUUGGUCCCUAUUAUAAAAUAGUUUUGCCCAAAGCUUAAGUAUGUAAAAACAUUUUAGAUAUUACUGAGCCUGGAUUUUUCAAACAAUGGGUAGGUUCUAAUUUUCCAUUUAUUAUCUUUAAGGUAGCCUUAUUUCUCUAUUCAGUACUUCCUCCAUUAAAACUGUAAGGAGGGGCUGAUUUAGACUUGGUAACUUAAUACUUAUAAACUCCGGACUAUAAUUUUCAUGCUUCGCAAUUAUAGCCGCCUAAACAGGAACAUGAAGUUGCGGCGAAAGACACGAUGGUUGCAAAAGAAAAUUCUAUUGACAUUGAAGUAUGCAUAUUUUCUUUUAUUUUUAUUUUAUUUUUUUAUCAUCGCUCUUGUUCUUGAUAUUCUUAAUUUGUGACUUUUUCAGCUGCCUUUUAAACUGUUAAGAAAAUUUGAUCCAAAGUUACUUUUUUAUAUUGAUUCUUUUUAUAUGUAUCAAUACAAAUUUACUUACAGCAAUCUGACUUGAGUGACAAUGUUGUACAAUCUGAAAAUGAUGACGAUGCAAGUAAGGUUGACGGCCAAACAUUGAAUAAGGUAAAAGUUAAAAAAAGUGUUUUGUCCAUAGGUAAAUGUUAAACAAAAUUUACUGUCCAUGUUGUACAACGACGCCAAAAUUGCUUUUUUUAUCUAGAAGAA
This is a messenger RNA of Hydractinia symbiolongicarpus, 2492 nucleotides long. RefSeq lists its product as uncharacterized. The record is from RefSeq and is a predicted model, not a curated record. The transcript is spliced from 8 exons. Bases 795 to 1808 code for a protein of 337 amino acids. Lineage: Eukaryota; Metazoa; Cnidaria; Hydrozoa; Anthoathecata; Hydractiniidae.